CCCUGGAGGGGUGCUAUCCCCGAGGCUUAUAAAUACUUAACGUCGGAACGUAAAGAGCACAAGUUAACCGACUCUCGUAAGCAGCAGCUCGACCCGCAACCCCCACAAAAAAAUCAUCAUGUUCAAACUUUGCGUAUUCCUUGCUCUCGUCGCUCUGGCAUUCGCUGCCCCAGCUCCUGAGCCAGCGCCUGGAUUCGUGGCCGCUUAUGCAGCUCCGGUGCUCUCGUCGAGCAGCCAAUACAUCAACAGAAAUUACAACGCUCUGGCUGCUGCUCCCCUGGCUUAUGCGGCGGCGCCUCUCGCCUACGGAGCUGCUGUGCCGGCCUACCCUUAUGCGGCUCAUUACGCCCCUCUCUAUCUCUAAGAAGAUAAAUCACUGAUAAAUAACUCUCGAUUUAUGAUUUAAAAGCCUCCACACAUACAAGACUCGCGGAACAGCACCAACGGAACAUUCAAUAACGACCAACGAAGGAAAUCAACAACAACGAAAUACACACGAGCAGCCUCCACGUUUCGAAAACACUCUACAAUUUUACAUUGACUAAUGCAAGAUUCAUGAAAAUCCUCAUUUUUUAACUAACAGCAUCGUCCCCGCAUCGAAAAAUGAAUUUUAAAAAAAAACCAAAUCAUCGCUCCGAAUGACCAUCUCUGAUUUACGAUAGCAAUAAAGCAUUCAAAAUAAAAUAAAAAAAAAAUUUUAAAAAAAAAAA
Venturia canescens is the source of this 710-nucleotide messenger RNA. Its product is annotated as neuropeptide-like 3. Lineage: Eukaryota; Metazoa; Arthropoda; Insecta; Hymenoptera; Ichneumonidae. The record is from RefSeq and is a predicted model, not a curated record. Bases 119 to 364 code for a protein of 81 amino acids. The transcript has 2 exons.